UCUCAUCAAACCAGAGAUGCCACAGGCAUAUGAAUUAUACAUAUAUGCAUAGAUUGACUGGGCAUGUCAGAAAUAUGUGUCAAAAUUGCCAGUCGCGACAAUGAACACAUUCGUUUACCCCGCAAUAACGCUGGGGUUGGCCGCUUUCGUUACGUAUUCGGGUUAUUGCGUUUACAAGCAAAGCCAAGAGAAAUUUCAAACCAACUGCACAUACAACCUUUUCGAAAGUCGACUAAUAGAAAUCUUACAUCAGGAGGCGAUCAAAUCCGAUAGCUAUCACGAGCUGAGCCAUUGCAAGCUGGGCACGGCAGUCGCGCGAAGGGAUUUCUUUAUGAGAAAGGUUCAGGCUGCUAAUCUCUGCAUCAAACUGGGAGAUUACAGCUCGAGUGUUGAUUAUUUGAUUCAAGCAAUGGCAGCGUGCUCGAAACCGGGGGCUUUGCUACAGUGCAUGUCGAAGACGCUUCCUGUUAACGUGUAUAAAUUGUUAAUAGAAAGAUUAUCUAGCUUAACGUGAAGCGGGCAAAUGUAACGUGCAAACGCAUAAUAAAUU
Messenger RNA from Photinus pyralis (common eastern firefly), 550 nucleotides. RefSeq names its product mitochondrial import receptor subunit TOM20 homolog B-like. The record is from RefSeq and is a predicted model, not a curated record. Gene Ontology annotation, biological process: tRNA import into mitochondrion; protein import into mitochondrial matrix; protein targeting. Gene Ontology annotation, molecular function: transmembrane protein transporter activity. The coding region runs from base 101 to 514 and encodes 137 amino acids. Gene Ontology annotation, cellular component: mitochondrial outer membrane translocase complex; mitochondrial outer membrane. NCBI's taxonomy places the organism in Eukaryota, Metazoa, Arthropoda, Insecta, Coleoptera, Lampyridae. The transcript is spliced from 2 exons.